This is a messenger RNA of Drosophila rhopaloa, 1304 nucleotides long. It is a transcript of the gene viaf, whose product is annotated as viral IAP-associated factor homolog. The record is from RefSeq and is a predicted model, not a curated record. Gene Ontology annotation, cellular component: cytoplasm. The transcript has 2 exons. The coding region runs from base 144 to 866 and encodes 240 amino acids. NCBI's taxonomy places the organism in Eukaryota, Metazoa, Arthropoda, Insecta, Diptera, Drosophilidae. Gene Ontology annotation, biological process: protein folding.
AGUAUCGGUAUUCGCUCCAUCCCUGGCCAUGAGUCACUUGGUUUAGAAUAAUUCAGUUUUAUUUUCAGUUUACAAAAACGUUGCAUGCGUGUAGAAUUUAAAUAUAUUUAAGUUAUUUUCUCAUCGAAAUAUAAACAUAAAAUAUGCAGGACCCAAACGAAGACACCGAGUGGAAUGAUGUGCUCCGCGCCAAGGGAAUUAUUGGGCCCAAGGCGAAGGAGGCCGCGAUCACGGAGGAUCAGAUCCAGAAGCUGAUGGACGAUGCCAUCCAGCGACGCACGGAUCUGCCACUAAAUGAGGGGCAGCGGGACAAGAAGAUAGACGACAUGGACCUGGACGAGCUCGACGAACUGGAGGAUUCCGAGGAUGAGGCUGUUUUGGAGCAAUAUCGCCAGCGACGAAUCGCUGAAAUGCGGGCCACCGCCGAAAAAGCGCGAUUCGGAUCCGUGCGCGAGAUCUCCGGGCAGGACUACGUCAACGAAGUCACCAAGGCCGGCGAGGGCAUCUGGGUGGUCCUCCACCUGUAUGCCAACGGAGUCCCACUCUGCGCCCUGAUCCACCAUCAUAUGCAGCAGCUGGCCGUCCGCUUCCCGCAGACCAAGUUCGUGCGCUCCAUCGCCACCACCUGCAUACCGAACUUCCCCGAGAAGAACCUGCCCACCAUCUUUAUCUACCACGAGGGAUCGCUGCGCAAGCAGUAUAUCGGCCCGCUGGAGCUGCGCGGUGACAAGCUGACCGCCGAGGAGCUGGAGUUCAUGCUGGGACAGGCGGGCGCAGUGCCCACUGAGAUCUCGGAAGAUCCGCGGCCGCAGAUCAGGGACAAGAUGCUGGCCGAUCUGGAGGACAAGAGUGCGGACUUCUACUAGGUCCUAGUCAAAUCAUAAUAGUCAUCCCACUUUCUGUAUCGUAGGCUGGGUCAAUAUUUUUUAGAAUGAAUCAUAGGGCCAAACCCAACUUAAUCUGGUAUUUAAAUCUAAUGUGAAGAAUACUUUAAAUUUUAAAGAAAAUUGAAGUUUUGUUUUUAUAAUAUUUAAUUGAUUUUCAUAAGCAAACUAAUGUAAUCACAAGCACUGUGAUUUUUAACCUGAACUGUAUUAAAGGUGGAAUAAAUUGGAGCAAUAAAUUAGUAGACCUAAUUUAAAACCAGAGAAUAUACAGAUUACCCUAUCAUUACAAAUUUGUUCCUAAAUCGCACAUAUUGACCCAGUCUACGGAUUUACGGAUUCCCCUUGCACGUGUUCAUUUCAUUGUUUUGUGGCAUUUAUGUACCCUCACAAAUAAAUCGUUUACUUUUCUACUGAAAA